Molecule: messenger RNA, 1714 nt
Organism: Cynoglossus semilaevis (tongue sole)
Lineage: Eukaryota; Metazoa; Chordata; Actinopteri; Pleuronectiformes; Cynoglossidae
Product: rab GDP dissociation inhibitor beta-like
Exons: 10
Coding region: 112-1455 (447 amino acids)
Biological process (GO): small GTPase-mediated signal transduction; protein transport; vesicle-mediated transport
Cellular component (GO): cytoplasm
Molecular function (GO): Rab GDP-dissociation inhibitor activity
Source: RefSeq, a predicted model, not a curated record
CGCCCACCGAGGCGCUUGACGUUCAACCGCAGCCCCCUCUCAUUUCCACUUACGCUGGUCUCCAUUUUCUCAACCCGAUACUGAGGAGUAAAGGCAGGAAGAUUUAUAAAAAUGAAUGAAGAAUACGACGUGAUCGUCUUGGGCACCGGCCUGACUGAAUGCAUUUUAUCAGGCAUCAUGUCGGUGAAGGGGAAGAAAGUCCUGCACAUGGAUCGCAACUCCUACUACGGAGGCGAGAGUGCUUCCAUCACGCCACUGGAAGACGUUUACAAACGCUUCAACUUACCUGGCAGCCCACCUAACACCAUGGGAAAAGGUCGGGACUGGAACGUGGACCUCGUCCCAAAAUUCCUAAUGGCCAACGGUCAGCUGGUCCGCAUGCUGCUCAUCACACAGGUGACUCGUUACCUGGACUUCAAAGUGGUUGAAGGCAGCUACGUUUACAAAGGCGGAAAAAUCUACAAGGUUCCCUCCACGGAUAAGGAGGCGCUGGCGUCCAGCCUGAUGGGACUGUUUGAGAAACGGCGCUUUAAAAAUUUCCUGGUUUAUGUCGCCGACUUUGACGAGAACGACCCCAAAACCCUGAGUGGCGUGGACCCCCACAAGAUGACGAUGAGAGACCUUUUCAAAAAGUUUGGCCUGGACGAGAACACCGUGGACUUCACAGGACAUUCUCUCGCCCUGUACCGCACCGACGAAUACCUGGACGAGCCCUGCAUCACCACAAUAAACAGGAUAAAGCUCUACAGUGAGUCCUUGGCCAGAUACGGCAAGAGUCCGUACCUGUACCCGCUCUAUGGUCUGGGAGAACUGCCCCAAGGCUUCGCCAGGCUUAGCGCCAUCUAUGGGGGGACCUAUAUGUUGAAUAAGCCCAUUGAAGAAAUAGUGAUGGAGAAUGGAAAGGUGGUGGGAGUUAAAUCUGAAGGAGAGAUCGCCAGGUGCAAACAGCUGAUCUGUGACCCUUCUUAUAUAACGGAUCAUGUCAAGAAGGUGGGCAAAGUGAUCAGGGCCAUCUGCCUCCUAAAUCACCCCAUCGCCAACACCGGUGACUCCAACUCUUGCCAAAUCAUCAUCCCUCAGAAUCAGGUCAAGAGAAAGCACGACAUCUACGUGUGCAUGAUUUCCUUUGCUCACAACGUAGCAGCAGAAGGUAAAUACAUCGCCAUCGCCAGCACCACGGUGGAGACGAAUGACCCCGAGAGUGAGAUCAAACCAGCCCUGGACCUGCUGCUGCCCAUCGAGCAGAAGUUCAUCAGCAUCAGCGACCUGUAUGAGCCCACCGACACCGGCACUGACAGCCAGAUUUUCAUCUCGCGCUCCUACGACGCCACCACCCACUUUGAGACCACCUGCGAUGACAUCAAGGACAUCUAUCGCAGAAUGACAGGCACAGACUUUGACUUUGCUGAGAUGGAGCGCAAGAAGCAGGACAUCUUUGGCGACGCUGCCGAGUAGAAGCCCCGCCCCCCCGCUUUCACCUCCCCACAUCAAAGAUAGAGCUGCUGAUAAUGGAAAUCUUACAAAAAAAAAAAAAUUAUAGAAAACUUAACAGGAUAUGUGCGCAUCAAAGGGCUGGCUGGUCUUUGAUGUCAGCCCUCUGAGGAGAAUCAAAGGCUAAUGUAGUACUGUUGACGUGGUUCAGGGAGAAUCGUCCUCAUUUCAUCCAGGAAAGAUGUUUAGUUCAAGGAUGCCAAAUAAAAUCAGUCAUUAUCAG